This is a messenger RNA of Eutrema salsugineum, 1229 nucleotides long. Its product is annotated as PRA1 family protein A1. The record is from RefSeq and is a predicted model, not a curated record. Bases 226 to 855 code for a protein of 209 amino acids. The transcript has 8 exons. NCBI's taxonomy places the organism in Eukaryota, Viridiplantae, Streptophyta, Magnoliopsida, Brassicales, Brassicaceae. Gene Ontology annotation, cellular component: membrane.
AAAGCGAUAAAGACUUUUCAUUUCGAUUAUAAUACAAUCCCUGCACGAAAUCGGUUUUUCUUCAUCUUCCCAGAUUUCUCUCGCGAUCUCUCUUCGAGGAAGCUUUGAUUUGAUCAUAAUCGGUCGACUCUGUGAAGAUUAUUCUUAUUGUUUGCUAGGGUUUAACACUGAUCGGAUUCUGGGAUUUGGAGAGUUGAGUUUGUGAUCGGAGAUUUUCACGAGGUCAUGGAUUGGGGAAAUGUGACGGUUGAGGAUCUCGUCGAUGCUCUCCGAGAGGUUGACUGGUCGUCUCCGCCGCGUCCGCUCUCUGAGUUCUUCUCUAGGUUCACCGUUCCUAAAUCUCUCGCGAAAUGGGAUAGCCGCCUCAAGUGCAAUCUCUACUACUACCGUACAAACUAUUUCAUCAUGAUCGUCUUUAUACUUGGAUUGGGAUUUCUGACAAGGCCUCUCGCGAUUCUCUCUUCCCUUUUGACAGCACUAAGUGUGGCAUUUCUAAAUGACAGCUUUGCAGGUUCCUUUAGUGAGAAGGCGACACGAACCAUCAGAAGAUUCUCUCCACCGUUAGCUGCUAAAAUGAGACCUCCAUUGACACCUGUCAUUCGUGGACGACCAUCAGCAAAGAGAGCAAUCUAUAUAUGUGGUCAACCUCGUUGGGUCUUCGUCUUGAUAUUCUCACUUGUGAGUUUUGCCCUUUGGUAUAUUUCCUGUGGUUUGUUCACCGUCUCUUUGGCACUACUCAUUGGACUUCUUGCUACAGUUCUUCAUGCAAGCUUAAGAACACCAAAUUUGAAGGCACGUCUUAAUACAUUCAGGGAGGAAUUUCGAGCAGUGUGGCGUAACUACAGUGAGAUUUAGAGUAAUCUUGUGGUUUUGUCCCGGGAACCUAACGCGGUGAAGAUCAACCUUACAGCAUUUCUUGAAGAUAGAACCAGUCUCUGUUCUCUGGUUUUUGGCUCUGGAUUGGUCCUCCAUGACUCGGUUUAUCUGUUUCUUGAUCUGGUUUUGCUUUUUGUAGCAAAGUCGUCUUUUUUCUUUGUUAGAAAGACUUGUAAAGCCAGCUUUUUUGCUGUUCUUGUUUUUCCGAACAUCUUUAUGAAUUAUGAUGCAUUACUGUACAAAUCCUAGAGUCGUUAACUUUACAGGUUGUAUUUUUAUUUUUCUUUCCUUAGAAUUCGAGUUCUAGAUGAGUUGAAUGGAAUCUAAACAAUAGCUAAAAUGUAAUCUAAAUA